Molecule: messenger RNA, 2630 nt
Organism: Planococcus citri (citrus mealybug)
Lineage: Eukaryota; Metazoa; Arthropoda; Insecta; Hemiptera; Pseudococcidae
Gene: RSG7
Product: Regulator of G-protein signaling 7
Exons: 12
Coding region: 426-1913 (495 amino acids)
Biological process (GO): G protein-coupled receptor signaling pathway; regulation of G protein-coupled receptor signaling pathway; intracellular signal transduction
Cellular component (GO): cytoplasm; neuron projection
Molecular function (GO): GTPase activator activity
Source: RefSeq, a predicted model, not a curated record
UACGUGCAACACGAGAGGUUCGUGGUACAAACAGAACAGCUGAAAAAGCUCGGAUGCGCGUGUGUGUGUGUGAGUGACUGAGUGUGUACUGUGUACGUGUGUGGUGUGGUGGCUUUGGCGCUUGCAAAUUCAAUUUCCAUUCGUUGUGCUGACUCGCUGGCUCGCUGGCUGGCUGGCUCGCGUAUUCGAAAAAUAAACGGGGCGAGAGUGAAAAAAAAUUCGAAAAAUAACGCGACAUACUCGCUACGGUGGUUUUUUUUAAAAACACGAUAAUAAUGACGUAAUCGAAGCGGUGUUUAUUAAUUAAUUUUUUUACUCGAAUCUAGAAAAAAAAUAAGGGAAAAAACGCACGCGUAUAUAGUAAUGCGAAAUUUGAAAUUUUACAUAACUCCUUAUAGCGAAUGAUAUGCUGCUGAUGAAUCGGUAUGGUCACUAUGAGCUCAGAUAAACCCGCAUCGCGGAAAUCGGAAGCCCAUCAUCAUGCACUCGGCGCCACCACAUCCGAAUACUCGAGGCAUUUCCUCAUUUACCAAAAGAUGGAGAAAAUCAUGGAAAGGAUGCAAGAUGAAAAAACCGGAGUACCUGUGAAAACGGUGAAAAGUUUUUUGAAUAAAAUUCCAUCCGUGUUCACUGGUUCCGAUCUGAUAGUAUGGAUGAUGAAAAACAUGGAUGUAGACGAUCAGGUUGAAGCCCUCCAUCUAGCUCAACUCUUAGCAUCUCAUGGGUACCUUUUUCCGAUCGAUGAUCACACGUUGACUGUGAAGAAUGAUAACACGUUCUAUAGAUUUCAAACUCCUUAUUUUUGGCCGUCUAAUAAUUCCGAGCCUGAAAACACGGAUUAUGCUGUAUACCUUUGCAAGAGAACGAUGCUUAAUAAAAAUAAAUUGAAUCUGAGCGAUUUCGAGGCAGAAAAUUUCUCACGUUUGCAAAAGAUGUUCACUCGUAAAUGGGAAUUCAUCUACAUGCAAGCCGAAGCUCAAAGUAAAGUUGAUAAGAAAAGAGAAAAAAUGGAGCGAAAGAUACUCGAAAGCCAAGAACGGGCUUUCUGGGACGUGCACAGACCAAUGCCGGGUUGUGUGAAUACGACGGAAAUAGAUAUUCGAAAGGCUCGUGUUAAACAUAAAGUGAAACCUUCGGCUUUACGCUGUCCGGCAUUUUGUUCUCAUGAUUCUUCCAUGCCCAUUAUCAUUAAUACAGAAGUUGCAUCGCAAUCGCAUUUGAAAACCUCGAUGGAAAGUUUAAAAAAAGAAAUAACCGUUUUAAAAGUACGUUUAGAGCGGAGAAAUAUCAAAUUAUCUAAAAUAGCCGAAACGUAUAUUCAAUAUUUCGAACAAUACGUCGAAUACGAUUCUUUUUUCACCUCGCCCGAGUAUCCUAAUCCUUGGUUAACUGAUAAUUCUGAUUUAUGGGAUCAGGAAUCGUCGUCGAAAGAAGCUUCGGUACGUCGUGUGAAAAGAUGGGCUUUCGCUUUACAAGAAGUUUUAGCUGAUCCUCUGGGUAAACAACACUUUAUGAAAUUUCUCGAGAAGGAGUUUAGCAGCGAAAAUUUAAAAUUUUGGGACGCUGUUCAAAAUAUGAAAUCGUUACCAUUAUCGAAAGUGAAAUCGGCUGCUGAUGAAAUCUGGACCGAGUAUUUAUCGUCAGAUGCCAGUUGUCCAAUAAAUGUUGAUUCGCAGUCACACGAAUUGAGUAAAAAGAACAUGGAGAAGCCAGAUAGAUGGACUUUUGAUAUUGCGGCUGCUCACGUGUAUCAUCUAAUGAAAAGUGAUAGUUAUCCUCGUUAUAUCCGAUCCGAAAUGUACAAGGAAUUUCUGAACGGAUCGAAGAAAAAAGCGUCAGUCAAAGGGAUCAGAUCGAUUGUGUCAUUUUCAUCUGUAAAAAAGGAGCCUUCCAUGACAUCAGUAUUGGAAUAAUAAAAACAAAGCAAUCAAACAAACCACAUCGUCUAAAUGAUGAAAAUAUAACGAAGAAAUUUCACAUACAAAAUACAACUAAAACCUCCAAUAACAGUAUCCCUAAACUUAUUCAAUUCGCAACACGAACGAAGGAAGAAAAAAAAUGGAAAUAGGUACUUCAUGAUCCUGGACCUGGAUCGUAAAGUGAUGAAAAUAAACCAAUGUUACCGAUGAGGCAAUUUCGAAUUCGAUACACCAAAUUUACCAUAAUUAUUUUGUGCAUUUACUCGAUUUAAAAAAAAAAAAAAAGAAUUUAAUACGAAUGCUUCAUGAAAAAUAAUGCUGUUUUGAGAUGAAAUUCUUGUCAAUUUUGCGACUGCUCUUCCAAACCACUGUAGUUUUACGAUUAUUGAUCGAUGAUUCGGGUUUCGAAUUCGAUGGACCCCUCCCUCCCCCCGCAAUUAGUUUAUCGUUGUAGUAGUUUUAGCCAACUAAUUAGCAAAUGCGUAGGAAAUGUUGACCUCCUUUUUUUUUGUUUUGUUUCGUUGAAUUUCACGAAAGAAUUUCAUCGUGGUUUUAUUGUUUUUUUCCUCUUUUUUUUGUUAACAAUUUUUUUUUUCAAAAUGCUUUCUAUGUGAAUUUUUUUUUGAAUUUUAAUUAGGGUAAUGAUGAAUAUGCAUUGUUGAAAAAUGUUGUACUUUACUUUGUAUUUUAAAUAAAAAUAAUACAAUUAGA